Messenger RNA from Cuscuta campestris, 1045 nucleotides. Lineage: Eukaryota; Viridiplantae; Streptophyta; Magnoliopsida; Solanales; Convolvulaceae. The record is from the annotation of a GenBank genome assembly.
UGCAAAUUUUACUUUAUCCAGCCCACAAGCAGUAGCCCCAGGCCCAGUACUCUUUCUCCAGCAUGCAGUUCACUCAAGCUGACACAGGAGCCUCCUCCUCACACAUUACAUCCAAUCCAGGUAAGAUUCAAAACCCUAUCGCCCUAUCUCAUUCAUCCAACUGUUCGUAAUAAUUUUAGUUGGCAAUGGCAAUUGUUUACCAAUUAAAGGAUCCCGCCACAAGGGAUUACACAUUCACACCACCACAGCUUCCAACCAAGCCCCCUAACCCACCUCCAGCCCAACGGCGCCACCCCAUCCUAUGGCCACCCGUUCCAAAACAAAUAGCCACUGCCCAAAUCCACCGAUCAGACUUUACACCGCCGCCAUUUCUCAAAUCCUAUGCCAACGCCUUUGGCAUUCCUAAUUGGUUGCACGCUAUGGAAACUAAUAUGACGCGCUACAGGAUAAUGGGACUUGCGAUUUCGUUCCGCGCCCGGUUGACAAAGAGUAUUAACACAAAUGACACAAGUCAUGUGUGUUCUAGCAUUUAGUGCAUUAAUACUUUUUAUGUAUCAUCAAAGAAUGUUGAAUAUUAAUAUUCUUUUAAGUAAAGUAUUUAGGUAACUAAGUACCAAAGCAGGAGCCCCCUAAUUUUUUAUGUUGGUCUAUGUAUUUCUUCCUUAUAUGUUUUCUCAUCUGCAGAUUACUAGAUCUGCUUCCCACUCCCAGAUCAUGAACUUCCCUAAUUGACUCUCAGUUUACUACUUAUUCAUCCAAGUGAGAAAACAUGUGCUCUCUAUAACCCCAAAGAGUCAAAGACUUGUUCUAUUAAAUUGGAUUUUAGAGGCCACAAGCUGGUUGGGUCAUCUCCGGGAGGAUGGCUGCUGUUUUUCAACUGUGCAGAAGAUACAUUGAACUGCUAUGAUUUCUAUGGUAAGGGUAAUUGGCAUAAGCUGAUGACGCUACUCGGAUUGACAUAAUACAACGAAAUUAUUGGAGUAACUGAUGGUACUCGGCACAUACUGUUCAUGAUGGAACCAUCGGACGGGAUCCCAGUGAUUUA